Messenger RNA from Sitodiplosis mosellana (orange wheat blossom midge), 4249 nucleotides. Its product is annotated as myb-like protein A. The transcript has 8 exons. The record is from RefSeq and is a predicted model, not a curated record. Lineage: Eukaryota; Metazoa; Arthropoda; Insecta; Diptera; Cecidomyiidae. Bases 1431 to 4010 code for a protein of 859 amino acids.
GUGUAUUAUGUUUCCCUUCAUGGUACACAAGAGUUGAGAGGGACAAGCAAACCAGAGUGCAUUUUUUUGUUUUCGAAAAUCCAAGCCAAAUGCAAUUUCGUUCAUUUAAGAUUGGUCAAUUAAUUUGCUGUAUCAAUCCAAAACGACACACAAUUAUCGACGGUUUAAUCUGAUUUCGUUAAUUGGAUUUUGGUUUUUUAAAACGAAAUUGAAAAGUUAUCGACUAGAAAAUUCCGUGAACAUGACGUCGAUGGCAUAGAGCACACACCAUGAAUCUGUGCAAUUGGAUUGAAGGGAAAAAAUCAAUAAUCACCAAAGCAUACGACUCGUACUAAAAGCAGUUUGCUUUAGGACACGAGCGGAAUAUGAACUUCAACACACACUCAAAUCUUUAUCUCGCACACAAUGAUGUGAUCUCUCAAAAAAAAAAUUCGACAAAUACAAAGCAUUCAUGUUUUGCCUUUCGGCCCAAAAUCUUUUUUUUUUUUUUGAGCCGAAAACCACAUCUGAAUCGAAACUGAGCAAAUAACUCAACAAAACCAUACAAAUCACAAAUGUCUUCCAUUUAUUUGUGAACAAUUUUAGUCUUAAGCAUAUUUAUAUAUAUAUAUAUAUUUGCGUAUACACAAAAACAAACGUGACAUGUAAGAAUUGUAGAGCGAUUCCAAUUGCGCCUACAUUGAACAAAGUCUUCCAUUUUAUACAUAAAACACAAAGAACAAAUUCAAAUCUAAAUCUUAAUAAAUAUUGCAAUUGUUUUAACUAUUCAACGUCAUAAAUAUUUGAACUAUUUUACAUUCGACUAUUUUAUACUCGAUCCAUUGUUGCAUUUUUUUUUCUUUCUUCAUUUCAUUAUUGAAACAAAACAAAUUGAGAAACGACACAAAUUUAAUAAAAACUAUUCAACGAUUCUUCAAAUUUAUAAAUAAAUAAAACGUUGAAACGUGGCGAGUACCCAGGUACGUCGACCGAAUAAAACAUAAAUUAAUUCUGUUGGAAUAGAAAAUUCGAUGUUGCCAUCGAAGUAGAAGAAAAAUAAUCGAUUUGUCAGUCGAAGAACAAUUCUUCGGUCAAAAAACGAUUUUUCAAUCGAAAAAAGAAGAAAAAUUAGAUUCAUCAUCUAAAUAGACCGGAAAUUUCGAUUUGAACGAAAAAAACUUCUAAAAAGUACAGAAAAAUUCGAUCGAUGAAUCAAACGCCGAAAAAAUCGGUUAAAGAAGUAAACCCCAAAAAAAAACUUCGAUUGACAAUAAGAUCAAAGAAUCGAUUAAAGCGCAAAAAAUCGUUUAAAACACAAAAAAAAAUCGAUUUUUUCGAAAAAAAUUCCAUUCAAUAAUCGAGCAACGUGCAAAGUUCAAUUUGUUGAUCGACACAAAUUUCCCUCUCUCACACGCACACACAAACUCUAAAUUCGGUUACAAAAAAAAACAAUGGAAAAUUUGCGAAAACAGCCUGGUAAAAAGUUGAAAAAUGUAAAUGCAAGCCAAUUGUCAUUGGCUGCAUCGUCAACGUCCACGGCUGCCUCAUCAUUUGCCUACAAGCAUUUCAAUUCGACCAACAAUAAACGUCGAAAAAAUCGUAAGAAAUAUUUCGAGCAUGAUACGCGAACGCGUACCAUUCGAACGUCGGUUACACCGGUUGAUGCGGCGGCAGCCAUAAAAAAGAUCAAAUUCAAUAAUGAAAUUCGUAUCGUUGAAACGAAAUGUAAUAAUAAUGAUGUGGAUAGUAGGGUUAGAAUGCGGAAGAAAAAAGUGGCCAACAAUCGAAAGCAUACAUGCAACAACACCACCACCACCAUUGCCGCCAACACCAAUACAAAUGCACAAAAGAAACGUGCAAAACAGUUUCGUCGCACGGCGAGUGCAGCAUCGAAUGCCGCCAAUAUUCAAUCAACGACGAAAAAAUUGCAAAAACAAUUGAUUGAAACGCAAAAAAAGUUGCAACAACAGCUGAAUGCCCUGCAAAAGCAUCAACGCGAACAAAAUCAUUCGUUUCUUGCGCUGCUUCAUUCAAAUUGUGCAUCAUUGCGUCCAAGUGUUAAGCAUGAUACUAACAGUAAUGGUUGCACUACCACCACCGCGACCACCAACAGCAACAACAACCACCACCACCACCAUCACCAACACCAUCAUCACAACGACCAACUAACCCAAGCGAACUCCUCACAAACCCAAUCCACAUCCAUUGCGCCGUCGACUUUGCUCACAAAAACAAAUCUAAAUCCAACAAUCCCAUGCUCUGAACAUUAUUUUACACACAAUUUUUUUACGGAUCAAAGUAAAUGCUCAAUCGAUAAAAUGGCAAACGGAAACAAAGCCACGGCUAUUAGAGCAUUUACUUGUGAAUCGAAAAGUAAAAAUUGCUCGGUGUCCAGAACAGACCCGGAAGCCAAACUGAUAACGUCGCCAAACGCCAAUUUGUGCACACAUCAUCACUGCAGCAGUUGCAGUGCAAAGAGUGUAGCCGCCAUCGGAACAGUUGCCGCCGUUGAUACCAAAAAGCCAAAGAUUCACAUUAAAAAGCCAUUGUUGAAAAGCAUCAUUCUCAGCACGAACAAUUCAAGUGUGCUGAAUAUUAAACGGGAAAUCGACAUCGAUAGCAACGAAUGCGAUCGAUCUGUUUGCCCAAUUGAAUUUCGUUCCACGACACCGAUGACUAAAACACCGGAUACAAAAACACAACCAAUCAAUAUGCAAUUCACUGACACCAAAAAGACUAAGCAAAUCAAUUCGUACAUUAAGUCAAAUGACCAUUUUGUACAAGAAAAUGCACGUUCAUAUUCGCCACCGCUACCAGCCAACCAUCCGAGGUUAGCAUCCAUUGUAUCAAGCGAUGCUUCAAAUUCCACUGCGGUUGCACUGGCAAAUAGCCAUGCAAGACGAUCACAUUCGUCGCGAGAUCGGAAAUGCAGCAAAAAACGCAAGAAACGACAACGCUCCUAUUCAAGAGAAUCACGGUCCAGAACACGGUCAUACUCACGUUCACGGUCAUCAUCACGGUCCAGAACUCGAUCAAGAUCCAGAAGUUACCGUCGUCGCAGUUCACGAUCUCGAUCAAGCAAUUCCGAAUAUGAAUCGCGGCGUUACAGUCAAGAGCGAAAAAAGAAAUCACAUUCGAAGAACAGAGAUGUCUUCCGACGAUCAUCGAAACGGGAUGAACGAAGUAGUUGCGGUUGCAGCUGCAAUUGCACCAAUUUCUGCAAAAAAUCCGCAUCGAAACAUUCCACAUCUGCAAUUAAAUCGAAAUCACCGUCGAACGACAACGCAUUUAGUUCAAAGCAAAGCAACGUCUCACCAUCCGAUAGCAAAAGCAACAAACGAUCAACCACAUCAACUGCUGAUGCGAAUGGUUCCACAUCGAAGAAGAAACCCGUGCCGAUCAGUAGCGGUGUUCUGCUUAAACAGCAGCCAAUAGUGAAAUUGCAUUCAUCGCCAGCCACUGGAAGUGAUACCGAGAAUGAGGUCGAUGAUAAAUUCGAUCGCAAAUACGAAGAGCUGUUGACAUUUGAAACGAACGAAGAUGAACGCCGUGAACAACGUCUAUUAAAAGCAUUGUCAGACAUUGCGGCAAAAGCAAAGCAAAAAAUUCAAUCGAUAAGUGAAUCGAAUGUGACCAAAAGUGUGCAUGCCGAUCGAAAUCACAACGAUCGUUCGGCAUCGAAACCCAUUAAAACAAUUAAAAUUUGUGCGAAAAAGACGAACGAUGCACGUGAUGAUCGUCGUUCCGAGCGACAAUCCCCGCAAGAACGAUUUGAUGAUGAUUUUUCGCCACACGAUAAGAAACCACCCAAACGAGAUUCGUCGAAACGAUCGCGGCGCGACAGCUACAGCAGCACCAGCAGCAAAGAGGAAAAGUCACCGCGCUCGUCCCGGUCACCGUCGAUUCCACGAAGACGUGGAUCACCCAGUUUUCUCGAUCGACGCCGAAUCACGAGCGCGCGUAAAAAGCCGAUUCCAUACCAACGAUCUUCACCAUAUGACAGUUUGGACGACGAAUGGGAAUCAUCGUAAGCAGUAAGCGGGCGCUGUGCAUCAAUGACGAUAAAAAUUGCUAACUUCAAUUCGAUAUGAUAACUCAUUUAAACAUACUCAAUUAAUACAAACACAAUCUAUCAAAGCAAACAAAAAUGGCAAAACAAUUUGUGAAACGUGUUGAAUUUCACGCGUUAAUUUUCAUUUUAACUGAAUUUGUGUGAAAGAAGAGCGGAAUGGAAACAAUAAAUGACAUUUCAACAGAAGUUUAGAGCAAA